Aureobasidium melanogenum CBS 110374 is the source of this 1233-nucleotide messenger RNA. RefSeq lists its product as uncharacterized. The coding region runs from base 1 to 1233 and encodes 410 amino acids. The record is from RefSeq and is a predicted model, not a curated record. Lineage: Eukaryota; Fungi; Ascomycota; Dothideomycetes; Dothideales; Saccotheciaceae. The transcript has 3 exons.
AUGGACAUGAUACUAUCAAUCCUCUCAACGAGCAUAGCUAUCACAGCAACAAUACUGGCUCUAGCGGCCUCCCUCACAUUACUCUGUUUCAUCAGCAUAAGACUCGCCUUACCAUUUGGCGUCCUCCUCUUUGAUGGGUUCAUAUCGCUCUACAAUAUCGAAUUACCUUCAACUCCAAGGCAAAGGCAAAAGAUCACGCACGGUCAGAAAAUACUUGCUGGGCUUCUCGCCUUGAUACUGCACUUUGGUUGUGUUCUCUACGAGCAGAUACAAGCUGGCUCGAACUACCGUCCUCUUGGUUUCGAUGAGUUUCUAGGUCUAACGGCUAAGGGAUGUGUUGAAGACGGAGCAAGAGAGCCUGAGUUUGUUGAGCUGAAUUUACUAGUCAUAGCACAAGGCGAAGCAAGAGAAGCUGGCUUGCGCAUGAAGCAAGGGAGAACAACCAUGCCACACACGAUACAUAUACCCAGCGAUAUCCUCCAUCAUCGCACCUCCUCAAGACACUCAACAGAACCUCAACUCUCAUCAAACUCUCCUUCAACUAAACCAACGAUGGGUGUCUUCACGAUGCUCGUCCGAGCCCUACAAGCUAUACUCCCAAAUCAAACUGUGUCCGAAGUCCACUCAAUCCUCGCCCACACCCUCAUCGUCACCCUUCUUGUCAGCAUACAACUUUCUUUGCUCUCAGCCAUGGACGUCCUUGUCUCAUUUUCCCUCUCCUUCUUUGGUAUCCCCUGGAACGACCGCUUCUGUAAUUUGCUUCUCUGGUUUCUCAACCUACCACUUUCUGCAAAACAGCAAAAAACCUCAGAACCUGAAAAACAUCUGCCUACACGGCAAGAAGAAGCAAAGCCAGACUCCGCAGAAGCUUUAGAAGCUAUGGAGGACAAGAAAGCAAGGGAAGCCACACGAGAGCGAUCUUCACCUUCUUUUCCGACAAAUCUGCUUGUUUUCUUUGUUAGCUUGGAGAGAGGGUUAGCGUCCAAGACAGGCGCGUAUGCGAUGGAUGGGUUCAGUCUCUUUAGCCUAUGGCAGUUAUGUCGACUGGCGGCUGUAGCGGUGCCUAGGGGAGCUGUCGAAGGGUUUGCUACAUGGACGUUAUUAAGAGAAGGUCUGUGGUAUUUCAGGACAAGAUUUGGCUCUCACGAUAUCGCAGAGCAAGAGGCUGGGUCUCUGGAGUGCACAACCUGGCAUCGCAUCCCAGAGCCACAAGAGGCACAAGGAAAAGUGUGA